Rana temporaria (common frog) is the source of this 960-nucleotide messenger RNA. It is a transcript of the gene PDLIM2, whose product is annotated as PDZ and LIM domain 2. Gene Ontology annotation, molecular function: actin binding; muscle alpha-actinin binding. Gene Ontology annotation, biological process: muscle structure development; actin cytoskeleton organization; heart development. Bases 209 to 637 code for a protein of 142 amino acids. The transcript is spliced from 4 exons. Gene Ontology annotation, cellular component: adherens junction; stress fiber; filamentous actin. Lineage: Eukaryota; Metazoa; Chordata; Amphibia; Anura; Ranidae. The record is from RefSeq and is a predicted model, not a curated record.
GGACACUAAGAAUCAGGUGUGUCCUCAGGACAGGAAGAAGAGACUGCAAGUGACAGAAGAAGGGACAGACAGAGAGAAGCAGGAGCAGACACGAGCAGGAGACCAAGACUCAGGAUCUAGGACUGGCACUGGUACAAGGGGCAUCGUUGGCAAGAGAAGAGACGUCUGUCUGACAUUCUAGAGAGGAGGAGAGGACGAAACGUACAAGAUGAGCUGGACGCAAGAACAAUCCGAUGUCUACAAGAUGCUCCAUGGGAACGAGGAGGUCAGAACUAGCCCAAGACAGUCCAGCAGCUUCAAAUUACUGGCGGAUGCCCUGGAGAACAACCCUGACGGUAUUUCCACGUCCUUCCCCAGCAGACUGUCACCCAGUGUACAGAAACCUAUAAACAGCAGCCCUAUGCAGAAACCCAUCCUCAACUCAGUGCCUUCCCCGGUGAGGGUCUGCGAGAAGUGCAACAAAGGCAUCAGUGAUAUGGCUGUGAGGAUCGCAGAGGGACAGUACCGUCACCCAGCGUGCUACGUGUGUGAAGAUUGUGGCCUCAACCUACGAAUGAGAGGACACUUCUGGGCAGGCGACAACCUGGUGUGCGAGAAACACGCCCGAUCCAGGCACAACACAAACCAGCGCACAUGAGGAGAUAUCCCCAGCACACACCUCUUCACCCUAAGAGAAGACUAGACCUGAUCUGACUAUUCCAGCAGGAGCACCUUAUACCUAAGUGCACCUUACACUGAGCACCAGUGACCUUUACAAUGGACUGUGCAUGUUCUUGCUUGAACAAAGGAUUACUGUCACCUCCAGAGAAGCCAUUAAUAACAUGCCUUGUGUUUUAACAGUGAUGAGAAAUGUUGCCAACAUGGUUUGAAGCCUAUGUCCCCUAUAUGAAGGCAUCUCAUAUAGCAUUAGAAUUAUGGGAGCACCACAAAGCUUAAUUCAGUCCAGUAUUUUGGAAAAAA